This is a messenger RNA of Papaver somniferum (opium poppy), 2645 nucleotides long. RefSeq lists its product as uncharacterized. Bases 137 to 2422 code for a protein of 761 amino acids. NCBI's taxonomy places the organism in Eukaryota, Viridiplantae, Streptophyta, Magnoliopsida, Ranunculales, Papaveraceae. The transcript has 2 exons. The record is from RefSeq and is a predicted model, not a curated record.
AACACCUCCCAACGGUCACUUAAUAUUUCAUUCUCUCUCUCUCGCUCUGUCUAAAGCAAAUCCAGUAAGAAGAAGAACAAAUAAGGAAGAAAAUAAAAUCAAAAAAAGACAUCAAAUCUAAAAAUUCAAGAUCCAAAUGGAUGAUUCAAGAAAGGAUAGUAAUAAAACAGUAAUCAAACCUUCUGCUAUACCUAGACUACUCCAAUCAUCAUCUGAUUUGAAGCAAAAGAUUGUGACAACUAGAAGAGAAAGUAAUGAAAACGAAGAGGAUUUGAUAACAAAUCAUAUAAAUUACUCUUCUUCUUCUAAAUUACAAAACCCUAAAAAACCAUCAACACCCAAACAUUUCAUGUCACCAACAAUCUCUGCUGCAUCAAAGAUUUCUACUCCAAAAAAGAAGAUUCUGAUGGAAAGAAACGAUUUUUCUUCCUCUGAAACAUCAUCAACAACAACCCAUGUUUCAAAAACCCCAAAUCUUGAUUCAAAAACCCCUAAUUCUUCAUCUCAGAUACAAUUACCUCAAAAAAUUCUAGAUUUUUCAGUACCCCCAAAUCUUCAAUCAUCUCAGAUUACACCUAUUUCUUCAAAAUUGACAGAUUCAGAAGAAACCCCUUACGAUCCAAAAACAAAUUUCUUAUCACCAAGACCCAAAUUUCUUCGCUUUAACCCUAAUCGCAGAAUGGAGAUACUUAAACGAAGAGAAGAAGAAUUGAACCAGCAAGCAGAACAAUCUUGUUCUGAUGAACAAGAAUCUGAUGAUCUCUCUUCAUCAUCUCAAGGAGAUGAGUCUGGUUUAAGUAGUACUACUAGUGAAGAAGAAUCAAUCACAAAGAAGGGUCCUUCUGAACAUGCUGAAAGUGAAGUUGAAAUCGAAGAAGAAGAAGAUGAGGAAGUGGAUGAGGAAGAAGAAGAAGAGGUGGAGAGGAAUGGGUUCCUCUGGAAUUUGUAUCAGGUAUUGAUAUUACUAGUCCUUCUUGGUUUUGUGGGUUUUUCUACAUCUUAUAUGUCUUCAAUGAAUGCCCCAAACCUUCAAUUACAACCUGUAUGUGAUGUUAAACAAGGAUUGAAGAUCUUUGAAAAUGGUUUCUGUCCAUCUGGUUUGGAGAAAUCUGUAUUGUCGAAUGUUAGUAGUAACCCAGAAUUGGUAAUGAAGAAGGCAUCAAUCAUAAAGGAAAUAGAUUUGGGGAAAUCUGUGGAAAUUCCUGUUCAAAUUGAAGAUGAGAUUCUAAUAGGAAUGACCCAAGUUUCAUUGGAGAGUGGUGGUGAAGAAGAUGAUAAGUUGGUGUUGUCAGCUGAAGAGGAAGUGGUUGAAGAUGAAAAUGUGAAGCCUGGGGAGGUGGAAAUUUCUACUCAGAUUGUUGAAAUUGAAGAGAUGGUUGAGGAAGAAACUGUGGAGUCUGUGGGCUUGUCUGAUCAAUUGUCUGAGACUUUAGAGUUGAUUGAAGUUGUUGUAGAGAACACAGUUGAAGAUAAUGAGGGAAAUGGACAAGUUGCUGAGCAAUUUGAAUCACCAGAACCUGUUUCAGAUGAGGUUGUUGCUGAGGAAUUGGAAACCCCAGAGCCUAUUUCUAAUGAAGAAGUUGUUGAGGAAUUUGAAGCUUCAGAAGAAAUUGUUUCUAAUGAGGAUGUAGCUUCAGAGCUUGUUAUAGAUGAGGAUGUCCCUGAGGAAUCAGAAGCUUCGAAGCCUGCAUAUAAUGAAGCUGCUGAGGAAGAUGAAGCCUCAAAACCUGUUCCUGAUGAAGUUGCUGGAGAAGCUGAAGCCUCAAAACCUGUUGCAAAAGUUGAAUUGGGCAUUGGAGUUUCUGUCAUUUCUGCAAUCCUGGCAUCUCUGAUCAUUGUUUUCCGUCAUCUAAAGCAUCGAAGACAAGUUGUAAAUGAAGCUGCACCUAUCGUGCCAUCGCCAUCUGAGCCUUUUCUUACUGAGGAGCAAGAAACCAUCAUUGCUGAAACACUUGAGAAGGCUAAAAAGUGCUAUCUUCCUAAGAAAGAUGAGGUUGUUGAAUGUCAGAUAGAGAAAGCCGCUGAGGCUUAUAUUGAUUCGUCAUUUCACUCCAGUGGAAGGGUCUCGGAAGAUCUAUACCGAAGUAGAGCAGCACCAUCAGUACAAUUGCUUGGUGAAUUCAUUGUGGAAGAAUCAGGGAGCUCUCUCAGAAGCUGUAGUGUUUUGAAUUCAAAGGCAAUAAUUGAUGAUGGGGAAGAGAGCAAGUUUUCUGUGUCUAUGUCAGAAAUGAAUUCAAGGGGCAGGAGGAGGGGAGCUUCCUCAAUUAUGCAGGAGGAUGUUUCUGAAUUUUCUAAUGCUGAGUCCUAUUCAUAUGGCAGCUUCACAACUCAAGAGAAGUUGACAAGGAAAGAUGGUGGAGAUAUUACAACUCCAGUCAGAAGAUCAAGUCGAAUUCGAACAAAAUCAGUCUCGUCUUCUUGAACUGGGUUUAGUUUCCCUAGUGCAACUGCAACGAAAACAGCUUCCUGUUGUUUAAUGUUGUUUAGGAUACUAGAGAAUUUAUUUUUUAGCCUUUACAUUGCUUUGAAUUUCUGUUUGUGUUAGGAGAACUUGAUUUAAUAUUUCAGCAUGAACUGCUGCAGUGCUGCUCAUUUUGUACCGUAACUCCACUACUAAUGUGUAUCUUUGUUUCUCUUUUAUUAGA